AUGGCUCAACAGGGUACAUCACGCACCCGUACACCGUUGGCUGAGCUACCGGUAGAAUUACCGGUACCGGUCACGGUACCGCACUCAUCCCCUACGCCGGGUCUGACCGCUGUCGCUCCACAACGUGGCGUGCUGACGCCCCGUUUGAUCGACAGUCCGAGAGCGAACAUACCGGACAGCAUUCUUACACCGACCCUCUCACCGGACGAGAUCGCCAUUCGGCAGCGUGCUCGUCGCCGUCCACCCAUUAUCUGGUCGCCAGAUCAUGGCGCCCGUGCCCAGUAUCCUUCGCCGAUGAAAACACCAACGAAAAGCGUUUCCACGAUGACACUACGUAGCUCACCGAGAAAGCGUUCGCUAAUGCAAGAAUUUGCCGACGUUCCAUCCACGAGCGGACUUUCAACGUCCACGAGAAGAUUGCAGCAAACGGGCCGGUUGUCCGUUGGUGAUUCACCCGGAACCAGUUCCAAGCGGUCAAAAUGCGAAGAAACGGCCAUGAAUCGCGGGAACGAAAGUAUACCGCUGAGCACCAUUCUCAAAGGCUACAGCCAGGAACAGCUGAUUGGUAUUAUUGGUUCGUUGGUGGCGAAAAACGAACAGCUUGAGGGUGCUGUCCGACGUGAAUUGCCACUACCGGAUAUAGCCCCACUGAACGAUGAGCUGGGACGCAUUAAGAAGAACAUUUACGCGAGCGUACCCAAUCUGAAGCUAUUCAGCCGUACCGAUGGGCACGGAUUUUUGCGAGCUGCCACACAUCUGGCUACGUUCAAGCAAACACUCCACAGCCAGGCACAAAAUCUGUACGCUUCCCGGCACUGGGAUGCACUGCUCGAUUAUGUGCUGAUGGCCUGGACACACGUGCGGGAAACACCGGUGUACGACAAUACCAAACAUAACGCUACCCGGCGUUACUGCUUUAAGCUGCUGGCCCAUCAUGCUACAAGUGCGUUGAAGCACGGUGGACUGGGAUUGGGUACGGAGCGUGUUGGCCGUUUCCAGCAGAAGCUUUCGGGCAUGAUAGCUGACUGUAAUGAGAUUAGCGAAUGCAGCAAGUGCGUCGAGUACAUCAUGAAAGGACUCUGAGGCAUGUU
Messenger RNA from Anopheles maculipalpis, 1091 nucleotides. RefSeq lists its product as uncharacterized. Gene Ontology annotation, biological process: nuclear protein quality control by the ubiquitin-proteasome system; proteasome localization. The transcript has a single exon. Gene Ontology annotation, cellular component: nucleus. The coding region runs from base 1 to 1083 and encodes 360 amino acids. The record is from RefSeq and is a predicted model, not a curated record. NCBI's taxonomy places the organism in Eukaryota, Metazoa, Arthropoda, Insecta, Diptera, Culicidae.